AAUUCGGUGCGGAAGCUCAUGUGCGCUCGCGACUGAAAGUGCUUGUCCGAGAAACAUGCCGAUCUUACAAGGUCUCGUGCAAUCGAAGAGGAUAUUAUCACUGUGUACUUGCAGAUGUGUGUGUAAAAUAAUAGCCAGUCAAUGUAAAUGGCCAGUCAUCAGCCAAAGAAAACAGUCCGUCCUUGCACAUGUUCGUGAAUGGUCGAAGCAGCGCUCGCAUAGGGAAUCUAGACUUUAUACAGUCUCCUUUAGGAAUUUUAACAGCAGUUCACAACAAACUCCAUUUCAACGUAAAAUUCAGAUUGCAACUUAUAUUUCUUGUGGUAUUGGUGCUUGUUUGUUGUCUGCAAUAGGAUGGAGACAAUAUACACGGUUUACCCGUAAAGCUCGCGGCGCUGAAGCUAUAAGAGAUCAAGCAGUGACAGGUAGACAGAUAAUUUCCUACAGGUAUCGUGGCUUCAUCAUCCCAGCCUUCAUGGUGGAUAACUUGGAUGACCUGCACAGGUUCCAGGUUAGAGAGGAGGAUAUAUGGAUUGUCACGUUCCCUAAAGCUGGUACAACAUGGCUCCAGGAAAUCGUGUAUCUUAUUGCUAAUGAUCUCGACUUUGAGAAGGCACGGAGUAAAAUCUUGGAGGAGAGGUUCCCAUAUCUGGAAUUUGUCAACCCAGGAAUGAAAGCUAUUUCCAAAAUGGAAUCUCCAAGAUUUAUUAAAACACAUUUACCCCCGUCACUAUUGCCAAGAGAAGUUCACUCAAAGAACCCAAAGCUGAUCUACCUGGCCCGGAACCCCAAGGACACGGUUGUGUCGUACUACCACUUCACCAAAUCCCUCGCGACCAUCAACUACUUUGGAGACUUCAGUGUUUUCUUUGACCAGUUCCUCAAUGACAAAGCGAUUUACGGCCCCUGGUGGAAGCAUGUGAAGGAGGGAUGGAACUUGAGAGACAAGGACAAUGUCCUGUUUCUCACCUAUGAAGAUCUGCAUAAGGAUACUAGAGGCUGUAUUCGCACUGUGGCCAACUUCCUGGGAAAGUCUCUGAGUGACCAACAGGUGGAGACACUGGCCAGACACGUGACCUUUGCCAGCAUGAAGGUCAACCCGAGUGUCAACUACAGUUGGUGGGCGGGAUGGGCCGUCAAAGAGGCCCACGAGAAUCAGUUCUUUAGGAAAGGUAUUGUUGGAGACUGGACUAGCCAUUUGACCCCGGAGAUGAGCCGUCAGAUUGAUGACAUGGUGGCCGAGAAGCUGCAGGGGACUCAGCUGGUGUUGGAGGACAUGCCUCUAUCCAGACAAGCUUCAUAGACAGUCACAGCUGAUCCUCAGCUAGAUGAACAGUGUGGACCGACAACAAUUAAACCAUGGCAUGUUGAAACCACUCAGUUUGUGUUAAUUUAUGAUGAAUGUUCCAAGUCAAGUCCAAGACUUGGCCACGACAGAACAUGAAACAUAUUGAUGUGACCUGAGCCAAACCAGGUACAUGUUGAUGUGACCAGAGCCAAACCAGGAACAUCUUGAUGUGAUCAGAGCCAAACCAGGAACAUCUUGAUGUGACCAGAGCCAAAGAUGAAACUUCUGCAGUGAUCAGAGCCAAACAUGAAACAUCUUGAUGUGACAAGAGCCAAACCAGGAACAUCUUGAUGUGACCAGAACCAACCAAGGAACAUCUUGAUGUAACCAGAGCCAAACCAGAAACAUCUUUAUUCGACUAGAGCCAAACCAGGAACAUCUUCAUGUGACCAGAGCCAACCAAGGAACAUCUUCAUGUGACCAGAGCCAAACAAGGAACAUCUUGAUGUGACCAGAGCCAACCAAGGAACAUCUUUAUGUGACCAGAGCCAACCAAGGAACAUCUUUAUGUGACCAGAACCAAACCAGGAACAUCUUUAUGUGACCAGAGCCAAACCAGGAACAUCUUCAUGUGACCAGAGCCAACCAAGGAACAUCUUCAUGUGACCAGAGCCAAACAAGGAACAUCUUCAUGUGACCAGAGCCAACCAAGGAACAUCUUUAUGUGACCAGAGCCAACCAAGGAACAUCUUUAUGUGACCAGAGCCAA
Haliotis rufescens (red abalone) is the source of this 2057-nucleotide messenger RNA. RefSeq names its product sulfotransferase 1C2-like. Gene Ontology annotation, biological process: sulfation. Gene Ontology annotation, cellular component: cytoplasm. The transcript has 6 exons. The record is from RefSeq and is a predicted model, not a curated record. Bases 56 to 1303 code for a protein of 415 amino acids. Gene Ontology annotation, molecular function: sulfotransferase activity. Lineage: Eukaryota; Metazoa; Mollusca; Gastropoda; Lepetellida; Haliotidae.